UAAAUUUUUGCUUGUUUUAAGCACACAUUUACUUGAAGUUUAUAUUUUUGGUCUAAACCUAUACUUAUUUUGCUAGGUCAUUUAGAAAAUCAAGAAAAUACAUCUUUAGUGUUUUUUUUUGUUUUUUUAUAUAUUUUUACUGAAAACAAUACAAAAAUACCAAGUCAUUUUUGUCAGUGUGACUCCAUUAAAUGUUCUUGUGAUAAAGAAUGUGUGUGUGUGUGUGUGUGUGUGUGCGUGUGAUGUAGAUUAAACAUGAACGGGCCAAAACGGACAUGGCAGCAGGUCAAAAUCAAAUACAAGAACAUUCUGCAGAAUGGUAUGGUCCCUGACUAAUAUUUAACAAAGCACAAGCAUAUAUUGUACCCAGAAGGUGCCUGCUCACACAUUGUCUGUACUGUUUUAGCAGUGAAAAAGAAUACCCACAGACAAGGCACGGGUGGUGGGUCACCAAAGGCUGACCUUACCCCAGCAGAGGACAUGGCCUUGGAGCUAAAUAAAGGCAGGCCCGUCUUAGAGGGGAUCCCUGGGGGGAAAGAGACGAGCAUAGGUUCCUCCCAAGAUGCCACCCGCUUCAUUCAAGUGUCUGGAAGCACUGUGUUCCUGUUAGAGCCACCAGCACAAGCACCAGACGAUGCUGAUCCAGGUGAAAGCCCCAGUGCAGCAGCAACAGCACAUGAUGGAGACGAUGAUGAGGAGGAGACCAUCUCUGUGGAUUCCAGAAGGCAUGAGGACCCAGAUGCUAUACAGUGGGAAAACCAGCCUGGCAACAUACUCCAAGAAGAUGACACAGCUCAAAAUAAAAAUUAGGUAUAUUCUCGUAAAGUCAAGUGAGCCAUGACAUAUGAGCUCUUAUUGUGAGCACACAGGACGGUGGCAUCUUUCUAAGGUAUAUUUUAUUUUCACAGCAAUCAGUACAACCAAGUCAUCGUUAUAAGGCACCGGCCUCUUUUGCCCACCCCCCCAGCACCAGGUGUGGCCACUAGCCUAUAUGAAGGCCCAAAAUUGUGUGUUCCUUUCUGCUCUGACAAUGGCAUGCCCAUUCUUGCGAGAUGUGGUGGAUGAAGAAGCACUUGUGCUGAGGAGAGCCUUCAGGCGAGAAAGGGUCUUCAGGGACCGGUUGGACCCACUGGCCUUCCCUGAUGACCAUCUAUAUGAAAGAUACAGGUUUUCUGCAGAUGGCAUCAGGUAUCUAUGCAGACUACUGGGUCCCAGGAUUAAGCACCGCACUGCACGGAGCCAUGCACUGAGUGUGGAGCAAAUGGUUUGUGUGGCCUUGCGCUUUUUUGCUAGUGGAGCCUUCCUGUACUCAGUGGGGGAUGCAGAACAGCUGAACAAGGCCACAAUUUGCCGCACAAUAAGGAGUGUGUGUCUGGCUAUCAAAGCAUUAGCAGAUGUCUUCAUCUCCUUCCCUGGCCACAGAAGACUCUGUGACAUGAAAGAGGAGUUCUAUAGGAUUGCAGGUUUCCCCAAUGUCAUUGGUGCAGUGGACUGCACACACAUAAGGAUAAAAGCCCCUCAGGUGCAUGAGGCCGAUUUUGUGAAUAGGAAAUCCUUUCACAGCAUUAAUGUUCAGAUGGUCUGCAAUGCUGACUGUGUGAUCAGCAAUGUUGUGGCAAAAUGGCCUGGCUCAGUCCAUGACUCCAGAAUCUUUCGGGCCUCUGAAAUCUAUCAGUGCCUAUCACAAGGUGAAUUCUCUGGUGUGUUGCUGGGAGACAGGGGGUAUGGCUGCCAGCCUUUUCUCCUGACACCUUUCACAGACCCCCAGGAAGCACAGCAGGCCUACAACCAUGCCCAUGCCAGGACCAGGGCCAGAGUUGAAAUGACCUUUGGCCUCCUGAAGGCACGCUUUCACUGCCUUCACAAAUUAAGGGUCAACCCUGUUAGGGCAUGUGAUAUUACUGUGGCUUGUGCUGUCCUCCACAAUGUGGCCUGCCUGAGGAAGGAGAGGGCCCCCAGAGUGCCACCAGCCAUGGACUGGGACAAUCCGGCAAUCUUCCCUGAUGACGACAGUGGUCGGCUGCUGAGGGACCAAUAUGUGUUGAAUUAUUUUAGUUAGUAUGUGUGCUUUCAAUUUAGGUAAGAAAUGUCCUGCUGUGGCAGAGGAAAUAGGGUUUUUUUGGGUUGGUUUUUUUACGAAUUUGGCCUCUUAUGAUGUUUGUGCGGUAUACUGUGUGUAAUACAAGGCUGCAGGGAGGCUACUGCAUCCAUUCAUUUGUCUGUUCAGUUGAUGUGUAUGGAUUUGUCCUGCAUUUAUUUUAGUGUGCAGACAUGCAGGGUGUGUUAUAUACAGACCUUUGAAUGUGUAUGUAUCAUUUUGUAUAAUAUGCUUUGAUUCUGUGCUUUCCAUCUUGUAGAGUCACUGUGACUUCAGUUUCGAAAGGAGCUGAUAGUUUACCUGCUUUGUUUUGUCCUUAUUCAAUAAAGGAACAUAAUGUUA
Molecule: messenger RNA, 2440 nt
Organism: Siniperca chuatsi (mandarin fish)
Lineage: Eukaryota; Metazoa; Chordata; Actinopteri; Centrarchiformes; Sinipercidae
Product: putative nuclease HARBI1
Source: RefSeq, a predicted model, not a curated record